ACUCCACACUUAAUCGCACGAGUAAAACGAAAUCGCAAUGGGCUCAUGGAGCUAAUCUAAUGGUUUUUUUAACUGAUAUUUUACUGUUAUUUGAAUCGCUAUCUCCUGUCGGUGUGUAGCUCUACAAAGCUGCCUGAGUUACAAGUUCUUCACACUUGUAACGAAGGCACUGCUGACCUGUCUUGCUAUGUAGUUGGUAAAGUUGGAUUUGAAUUAGUUGACAAUCAGGACUCGCCACUGCUUGCAUUUUAUUUAUUUGUAUGAAUCUUUGGAAGCGUUUGUCCAUGAGUGCUGCGCUGAUCUGAGGGGUUUUAGAGCAAGGCUGCAGCGACAGCUCCGGUUCCAGGAUGAGCGAGCGAACCCCGCUGCUCCACUACCGGCUCGUCAGCAGCGUGGAGUCCGAGCCGCGGGCCCCGCCGGCCGGCCACAGCCCGGAGCCGCUGCCGGGGAGCCCCCGGAGCCCCCGGGGCCCCCGGCAGAGGGCCGGCCAGCCGCAGCCCAAGAAGCUGUCCAUCUUCUUCGGAGUGGUGGUCCCCACCCUGCUGUCCAUGUUCAGCGUGGUGCUCUUCCUCCGGAUAGGUUUCGUCGUGGGACAUUCUGGAUUAUACCAAGCUAUCGCCAUGUUCCUAGUGGCCUACUUCAUCAUCUGUAUGACUGUGCUGUCGGUCUGCGCCAUCUCCACCAACGGAGCCCUGGACGCUGGAGGAGCUUACUACAUGAUCAGCCGAGCACUGGGUCCAGAGUUCGGCGGCAGCAUCGGCCUCAUGUUUUUCCUGGCUAAUGUGUGUGGCAGCGCCCUCUUUGUUCUCGGUCUGGUUGAAGCCAUUGUGGCCACCUUUGGAGUGCCAGAAGACGGCUCUCUGAGUGCGUCUUCCUACCAGGUCCUGCCGUCGGGGUACUGGUGGUCUCUGCUCUACGGCACAUGCGUGGCCCUCCUGUGCCUGCUGGUCUGCCUGGUGGGAGCUCACAUAUACGCCAAGGCCACAUUCCUCAUCUUCCUGGUGGUCAUGUUUGUCCUGGCCACCAUCUUCAUCAGCUUCUUCGCGGUACAACCUCGAACCAUCGUCCUGCCCCGGUCCAACUCCUUCAACCCGUCCCCCAACGGCACGGGCCCGGGGUUUCCCACCACGGCCAACUUCACCGGCUUCAAGCUGGAUACGCUGCUCGGAAACCUUUGGGCCAACUACACAACUGAUUACACCACGGGAACCAUGAUGACCUUCGCCUCUGUGUUUGCUGUGAUGUUCAACGGCUGCACGGGCAUCAUGGCGGGCUCCAACAUGUCAGGCGACCUGAAGAAUCCCAGCUACUCCAUCCCCCGCGGCACCAUCACGGCCGUCAUCUUCACCUUCAUCAUCUACAACCUGCUCAGCGUCCUCGUCGCUUGCUCCUGUGAUCGCGUCCUCCUUCAAAGGGAUUAUAGUUUCCUGAGGGACAUCAAUGUCUGGAAUCCCUUUGUCACCAUCGGAGUUUAUUGCUCCACACUAUCUGCUGCCAUGAGCAAUCUGAUCGGAGCGUCCCGGAUCCUCUACGCGCUGGCCAGGGACGACUUGUUCGGUAAAGUGUUGUCUCCAGCUAAGAGGACGUCCCGCAGCGGCAACCCCUGGGUUUCUGUGCUCAUGUCCUGGUUUCUCGUGCAGCUGGUGCUGUUUUCAGGAAAGCUCAACACCAUUGCCAGCAUUGUGACCAUUUUCUUCCUCCUGGUGUACGCUGCUGUGGAUCUGGCCUGCCUGGCCCUGGAAUGGGCCUCCGCCCCCAAUUUCAGGCCCACCUUCCGGUACUUCACCUGGCACACGUGCGUCCUGGGCAUCAUCGGCUGUGCCAUCAUGAUGUUCCUGAUCAACGCCAUCUACGCGUCGGCCAGCAUCGCCUUCAUGCUGCUGCUGCUGCUGCUGAUCCACUACCUGAGCCCCACCUCCAGCUGGGGAUACAUCAGCCAGGCUCUCAUCUUCCACCAGGUACGCAAGUACCUGUUGAUGCUGGAUGUGAGGAAGGACCACGUCAAGUUCUGGAGGCCUCAGAUCCUUCUGAUGGUUUCCAACCCCCGCAGCAGCGUGGGCCUCAUCACCUUCAUCAACGACAUCAAGAAGAGCGGCCUGUACGUGCUCGGACACGUCCAGCUCGGAGAUCUCAGCACUUUACCGUCCGAUCCCCUGCAGUCCCAGUACGACUCCUGGCUGUCGCUGGUGGACCAUCUGAACAUCAAGGCCUUCGUUAACUUAACACUGGCUAAUUCUGUGCGUCACGGUGUCCAGCAUCUCCUCUUCAUCUCAGGCCUGGGUGGGAUGCGUCCUAAUACCCUUGUCCUCGGUUUCUAUGAUGAUUGCCUUCCAAGCGACAAACUUAUUGACCCUUUCCUGUCCCCUAGUCAGUCCACGGAUACCUUAAGCCCUUCUCCGGAGCUGGAGCAACCUCCCCUCUUCCACUUUGCCUCCUUGCGCGGGGCCAGUGACAGACAGGAUUGUGGUGAAUUUGGGGACGGGAAGGUUUUAGGGCCUCAGGAGUACGUCGCAAUCAUCACUGACGCCUUGAAAAUGCUUAAGAAUGUGGUACUAGCUCGAUACUUCAACAACUUUGACCGAACUCAGGUCCUUUCGCCGCCCUCCUCCGCCCCGGGGAAGGGUGCAGUGUUUGUCGACGUCUGGCCGGUGAACCUAUUGCGCCCCGAUAGCUGCAGUUAUGUAGAUACCUGCUCCCUGUUCCUGCUACAGCUAGCAUGUAUCCUCAAUAUGGUGAGGGCUUGGCGCAAAGCUUCUCUGCGUCUCUUCCUGUGUGUAGAGGAGGGACGGAGUGUGAAAGGCACCGAGGAGAAGCUAGGCCAAUUGCUGAAAGAUUUAAGAAUUAAAGCCCAUAUCUGCCCUGUGCCCUGGGACCAGGUGGUGGCGCUGCACUGGCAACGCCAAGGCGUCGGGAACAAAACGCAGCAGUCUGAAGAUUCCAACACAGACGAGAGCGCCGCCAAAGUUGAGGAGGAGGAGGAUGAAGACAAUUAUGUUAACAGCUUCCCAAGCAAUGCCACACGUCUUUCCAACGACUACCUGUCGGCCGUCAAUCAGAUGAUCCAGGAUCAGUCCGAACAACCACCUGCUGUGCGUUUCCUGUACUUGCCACGUCCGCCGGCCGACACGCGCCGCUACACUACGUACCUGCACCAGCUGGAGCUGCUCACGCAGAACUUGGGACCGACACUCCUUAUCCACGGCGUCACGCCCGUCAUCACCACGGACCUCUGAACAUUUCCCAUCCUGAUAUGUUCAGUGAAGCUUCGCCUUGUGACCAAGGGAGUUUGGCAGUGUCCCCGCUAGCAGCUCACUCUCCUCACUCAGCAACACAUCGCUGAAUUAGAGCUACAAUUAUGGCUUAAUCUAUCAUUUACUUUUUUACAUUUACUUUUUUUUAAACCCUUUUUUAUUUGAUUUGUGUUCUUAACUUACAAUACAAAUUCCCAUGAAGCACCAGGAGGCACAAUUGGACGAACCUUUCAGCAGUUGUAACACAAUCAGAGGGUGAUCUAAUGUACCAUAAGAAAGCAGCUGACAUUUCUCAGAAGGAUCAUUCCAUGUGCCUUUGGAUCAAAAGUGCCUUGCUACUUACAGAGUUGAAUGUUGGGACAAUGUUAUAGCUUGAAGCAUUUGUUCCCUUUUCCCUUCCAGGAGCGUUGAAUGAAGGAAAACCUGAACAACAAUUGAAGAAGUGCUUUACCGCAUGGUCUUAAAGGUUUUAUUCCAAACAUCUUUUUCAUGUGAGAAGUCAGGGUGACAUUCCUUUUAUCCAAAUGCACUUUUGUUCUUGUUUUACCAAAGUCCAUGUUGUGCACCUUUUCAAAAAGACACAUGUUUACAGCACCAAUAAUUUCUGUAUUAAUUCUGAUUUUUGAUUGAUUUCUUUUUAUGUUUUGAAGAUAAUUUUUUUCACUUUUCACUAAUGCUCCACCAGCCCUGUGCUAAAUUGCCUGGAUGAACUGAAAUGUCUGCUUAGCUCUGUAGCCUUAGUCCUUACCUCUAGUACUCUGAAGUUUUAUAGUGAAUUUAUAUCAAAUCUUUUGAAAAAUGGCAUUCAUAGGAUGUUUGUGUUCUGUUUUCCCCAGUCAUCACUGUUCCCCAGCACACUGUGGCAAACAGAGUUUACGGUAUAUAGUUCAUUAUGCUGUCUUUCCUUUGCAACUAAAGAGUUACACAUCUUGAAUUUUGAGUGUCAAAACUUACUGCUGAUAAAUUAGAUCAAUACAGUUUAAUCCGUAAAGCGUCCUCACAUGGACUUCUAUACAUCUGUGGGUCCAGAUAAGUGUUUGGCAAGGGACUUGGAUGUUAGUUCAGCCAGACACCUCUGGACUGCUAGGAAUGAGACAUUUACUUCUGGAUCCCCUGUGUUUCUGCAAAUGGUUUUAUUUUGUUUGGAUACAACACAUUUCACUGAUACAUUUCUUGAAAUCUCUGUACUGGAUCUCCGUUCUCAAUGUUAGAGGAAAACAAAAAGAAACUAUGUAUAGGGCAUACUUCAUUGAAGAACUUAAACAUUCAGUGUUUAAAUAACCGUUGAAGUGUAAAAUAUGUAUGAUGUAAGUGAUAAAACUGAAAUUACAGAAAUAAUAAAUGUUUUUUUUCCUUUUU
This is a messenger RNA of Cololabis saira (Pacific saury), 4610 nucleotides long. RefSeq lists its product as uncharacterized. The record is from RefSeq and is a predicted model, not a curated record. NCBI's taxonomy places the organism in Eukaryota, Metazoa, Chordata, Actinopteri, Beloniformes, Belonidae. Gene Ontology annotation, cellular component: membrane. The coding region runs from base 348 to 3233 and encodes 961 amino acids. The transcript is spliced from 13 exons. Gene Ontology annotation, biological process: cell volume homeostasis; chloride ion homeostasis; potassium ion import across plasma membrane. Gene Ontology annotation, molecular function: potassium:chloride symporter activity.